AUGCCCCCCAAGAGGCGCGGUGGUGCUGCCCCCUCAUCGCGCACCAGCGCGACAACAACCCCGAGGAAACCUCGCCAGUCCAAACUUGCGAAAGAAAACAACAUCACCGCCGAAGAAGAAACCGAGAUAAAAGAAGCAUUCCAUCUCUUCUCUAUCAAGCACCAGCAUGGCGAGUUCAAGGAUGAAAAGGAAGGCGUUAUCCGGAGAGAGGAUGUUCGCAAGACGCUCGUAGCCCUCGGCCUCCCCCCUACAGACUCAUCCGAACUCUCCUCCAUCCUCUCCGCCGUCGAUCCGACCUCGACCGGUUUCGUCCCCUACCCACCGUUCCUGUCCGUCGCGGCCGCCAAGCUCGCAGCGAAAGAUGUAGAGGAUUACGACGCCAUCGAGGCUAAUAUCGACAUCGCCUUUCAGCUCUUCACCCGUGGCUCUGGCGGACCCAUUACACUCGGUCAUCUUAGAAGCAUCGCGAGGGAACUCAAGGAGGAUGAUGUCGGGGAAGAGCUGUUGAAGAAUAUGAUUCUUGAGGCGAAUGGGGGCGCUGGUAUUCACGCUGGCGUUACUAGGGACGAGUUUAGGGAGGUUAUGAAACGGGCUGGUGUUUUUUGA
Molecule: messenger RNA, 606 nt
Organism: Monascus purpureus
Lineage: Eukaryota; Fungi; Ascomycota; Eurotiomycetes; Eurotiales; Aspergillaceae
Source: the annotation of a GenBank genome assembly